GUGGGAAGCCAGUGAAAAACACGCGUCAGUAAAACCCCGCCACAAUCUCGCUUUCUUUCCCGCCAUCGCCAAUUCGCCGUGUAAGAUAUAACCAAAAAGCAAAAAUAACACAAACAUACACCAAAAAUACAAAAGAAAAACUUUUAUCUGUUAACCAAGUCACUGCUGAUUAAUCCAAUGGAUGAAGAUAACAAGCUACCUGAGCUCAAGCUAGAUGCUAAACAGGCUCAGGGGUUUCUCUCCUUCUUCAAAACUCUACCUCAUGACCCAAGAGCAGUGCGGGUAUUCGAUAGGCGGGACUAUUACACAUCACAUGGUGAAAAUGCAACCUUCAUUGCAAAGACAUAUUACCAUACGACUACUGCUUUACGACAAUUGGGCAGUGGACCUGAUGGCCUUUCCAGUGUGAGUAUUAGUAAGAAUAUGUUUGAAACAAUUGCCAGAGAUCUUUUACUGGAGAGAACAGAUCAUACACUUGAGCUCUAUGAGGGCAGUGGAUCAAAUUGGAGAUUGGUGAAAAGUGGAACUCCUGGAAAUCUAGGCAGUUUUGAAGAUGUUUUGUUUGCCAACAAUGAAAUGCAGGAUUCCCCUGCGGUUGCUGCAGUCAUCCCGAACUUUCGUGAAAAUGGGUGCAGUAUUGGGCUAGGUUAUGUUGAUUUAACAAAGAGAAUUCUUGGAUUGGCCGAAUUUCUUGAUGAUAGUCACUUUACAAAUUUGGAGUCAGCCUUGGUUGCCCUUGGUUGUAAGGAAUGCCUUUUGCCCAUUGAGAGUGGUAAAUCCAUUGAAUGUAGAACUUUGCAUGAUGCACUGACUAGAUGCGGUGUGAUGUUAACUGAGAGAAAGAAAAAUGAGUUCAAAACAAGGGAUUUGGUGGAGGAUCUCGGUAGGCUUGUAAAAGGUUCCAUUGAACCAGUUAGAGAUUUAGUUUCUGGUUUUGAAUUUGCACCUGGUGCUUUAGGAGCAUUACUCUCUUAUGCAGAAUUACUGGCGGAUGAGAGCAAUUAUGGAAAUUAUACAAUCAGAAAGUACAAUCUUGACAGCUACAUGAGACUGGAUUCUGCUGCCAUGAGGGCUCUUAAUGUCCUUGAGAGCAAAACUGAUGCAAACAAAAAUUUUAGUUUAUUUGGUCUUAUGAAUAGAACGUGCACUGCUGGGAUGGGAAAAAGAUUGCUUCACAUGUGGCUAAAACAACCUUUACUAGAUGUAAAUGAAAUCAACUCCAGACUGGACUUGGUACAAGCUUUUGUGGAGGAUACUGCACUUCGCCAAGAUCUGAGGCAGCAUUUGAAAAGAAUUUCGGACAUUGAGCGCCUAGUACACAAUCUUGAGAAAAGAAGAGCUGGUUUGCAGCAUAUUGUGAAACUUUAUCAGUCAAGUAUAAGACUGCCAUACAUUAGGGGUGCUCUGGACAAGUAUGAUGGUCAAUUUUCAUCCUUGAUCAAGGAAAGGUAUUUGGAUCCUCUCGAGUCAUUGACCGAUGAUGAUCACUUGAACAAGUUUAUUGCUCUUGUAGAAACUUCUGUUGACCUUGAUCAACUUGACAAUGGGGAGUAUUUGAUUUCACCAAGUUAUGACCCAGCACUAUCUGCGCUGAAAGAUGAACAGGAGUCAUUGGAGUGCCAAAUACACAAUUUGCAUAAACAAACUGCUCAGGAUCUUGAUCUUCCUCAAGAUAAAGGAUUAAAGUUAGAUAAGGGAACCCAAUUUGGACAUGUCUUUAGAAUUACGAAGAAAGAGGAGCCAAAAAUAAGGAAAAAGCUGACCACCCAAUUUAUUGUCCUCGAAACCCGAAAAGAUGGAGUGAAAUUCACAAACACAAAACUUAAGAAGUUAGGGGACCAGUACCAAAAGAUAGUAGAGGAAUACAAGAAUUGUCAAAAAGAGCUGGUCAAUCGAGUUGUUCAAACUGCGGCAACUUUCUCUGAGGUGUUUAAAUCUUUGGCUGGCUUGCUGUCUCAAUUGGAUGUCUUACUCAGUUUUGCUGAUUUGGCUACUAGUUGUCCAACCCCCUACACAAGACCUGACAUAACUCCAUCUGAUGUUGGAAAUAUUAUAUUGGAAGGAAGUAGACAUCCUUGUGUGGAAGCCCAAGACUGGGUGAAUUUUAUACCAAAUGAUUGUAAACUUAUCAGGGGAGAAAGUUGGUUCCAAAUAAUUACAGGGCCUAAUAUGGGUGGAAAAUCUACAUUUAUUCGGCAAGUUGGUGUGAAUAUUUUAAUGGCACAAGUUGGUUCCUUUGUUCCUUGCGACAAGGCUAGCAUUUCGGUUCGUGAUUGCAUUUUUGCUCGUGUUGGUGCUGGGGAUUGCCAACUACGUGGAGUUUCUACCUUUAUGCAAGAAAUGCUUGAAACUGCUUCAAUCCUGAAAGGAGCUACAGAUAAGUCAUUGAUAAUAAUUGAUGAAUUAGGCCGAGGGACAUCAACUUAUGAUGGUUUUGGUUUAGCAUGGGCCAUAUGCGAACACCUUGUUCAAGUGAUUAAAGCACCUACCUUAUUUGCAACCCACUUUCAUGAACUGACUGGUUUAGCUGAUGAAAAAGCUGAGCCCCAUAUGAAGCAAAUUGCUGGUGUAGCAAACUAUCAUGUCAGUGCACACAUUGACUCAUCAAAUCGCAAGCUGACUAUGUUAUACAAGGUUGAACCGGGGGCUUGCGAUCAAAGUUUUGGUAUACACGUUGCAGAAUUCGCAAACUUUCCUGAAAGUGUUGUUGCCCUUGCUCGAGAAAAGGCAGCUGAGUUGGAAGAUUUCUCACCUAAUGCUAUUGUUUCAAAUGAUACUACAGAAAAGGUUGGGUCCAAACGAAAUAGAAAAUGUGAUCCUGAUGAUGUGUCUAGAGGUGCAGCUCGGGCUCACAAAUUUCUGAAGGAGUUCUCUGAUUUGCCACUAGAGACUAUGGAUUUGAAGGAGGCUCUCCAGCAAGUAAGCAAGCUGAAAGAGGGCUUAGAGAAGGAUGCAGCAAAUUGCCAGUGGCUUAAGCAAUUCUUCUAGUUGCCCCGUAUAACAUAGGUAAUAUUUGCAUGUUGGCACGUUUUGCAAGGCCUGUGAAUGUAUCAGGAACCAGAAUGCUCCUCUUCCCUUCAAUUUUUGUGUGUAUCAAAGAAGUCUGAAACGCAGACGUAUACAACAGCAAGCAGCAGGCCUCAGCUUCAGCUAAAUCGGGACAUUUUCAACCUUUCUGUCUUUCUCCUUUUCAAAAUUUCUUUGUACUUUGUGAGGGGAAGAUGGAAGAGGGUGUGUUUUGUUAGUUUUUUCUGACUCGGUCCUAGAGCCAAUAGUUAGUUAGAUGCCAAGUCUCUCUAAUUUUAUUGGGCCUGCGCAGCCCCCACUCAAUUGGCUUGCCGAUUUCCCAUUUAGGGAAGCUCACCUUGUGUAAAUUAACCCUUUUCCUUUUCUUUUAUCAACCAUUUUGUUGUGUUUGCUGUUUUCA
This is a messenger RNA of Ricinus communis (castor bean), 3427 nucleotides long. Its product is annotated as DNA mismatch repair protein MSH2. The transcript is spliced from 13 exons. Gene Ontology annotation, molecular function: mismatched DNA binding; ATP binding; ATP-dependent DNA damage sensor activity. Gene Ontology annotation, biological process: mitotic recombination; mismatch repair. The record is from RefSeq and is a predicted model, not a curated record. The coding region runs from base 178 to 2988 and encodes 936 amino acids. Gene Ontology annotation, cellular component: MutSalpha complex; nucleus. NCBI's taxonomy places the organism in Eukaryota, Viridiplantae, Streptophyta, Magnoliopsida, Malpighiales, Euphorbiaceae.